Chelonoidis abingdonii (Abingdon island giant tortoise) is the source of this 3835-nucleotide messenger RNA. It is a transcript of the gene LIN9, whose product is annotated as lin-9 DREAM MuvB core complex component. Lineage: Eukaryota; Metazoa; Chordata; Testudines; Testudinidae. Gene Ontology annotation, biological process: DNA-templated transcription; regulation of cell cycle; regulation of transcription by RNA polymerase II. Gene Ontology annotation, molecular function: DNA binding. The record is from RefSeq and is a predicted model, not a curated record. Gene Ontology annotation, cellular component: nucleoplasm; transcription repressor complex.
CGGCGCGGCUCGUUCAAGAUGGCGGAGCUGGAUCAGCUGCCCGACGAGAGUUCUUCAGCAAAAGCACUUGUGAGCUUGAAAGCUUCUUUGGAUGCUGCUUUUGAGAAUGAGACCCUUUGGAGUGCCAUUUCUGAAAUAGGUGCUUCCACUUUAAGUACUGCCUAGACAUCAGGUCUGACAUGAAAUUUGAGAGGGAAGUUUAUCCAGCACAUGGAAUGAAAAGUACAGUUCUCUACAAAAAACGCCUAUUUGGAAAAGCAAGAACGCUGGUUCUGCUGUAGAAAUGCCCUUCAGAAAUUCAAAACGGAGUCGUCUCUUUUGUGAAGAAGACGACAGACAGUUAAAUACAAGGUCCCCCAAAAGAAAUCAGAAGAUUGCAAUGGUUCCACAGAAGUUUACUGCAACAAUGCCAACACCAGACAAGAAAGCAUCACAGAAGAUUGGAUUACGGUUACGUAAUCUACUCAAACUUCCCAAAGCACACAAAUGGUGCAUAUAUGAAUGGUUCUACUCAAAUAUAGAUAAACCAUUAUUUGAGGGAGAUAAUGAUUUCUGUGUAUGCCUGAAAGAAUCUUUUCCAAACCUGAAAACCCGAAAAUUAACAAGAGUGGAAUGGGGAAAAAUCAGACGAUUAAUGGGAAAACCACGAAGAUGUUCUUCUGCAUUCUUUGAGGAGGAGAGGUCAGCAUUAAAACAGAAACGGCAGAAAAUCCGACUUUUACAACAGCGGAAAGUUGCAGAUAUUUCACAAUUUAAAGAUCUUCCAGAUGAAAUUCCAUUACCACUUGUUAUAGGAACAAAAGUUACAGCACGGUUGCGUGGUGUCCAUGAUGGACUGUUCACUGGACAGAUAGAUGCUGUAGACACACUUAAUGCUACUUACAGAGUAACUUUUGACAGGGCAGGGCUUGGAACACAUACAGUCCCAGAUUAUGAAGUUCUUAGCAAUGAGCCUCAUGAAACUAUGCCAAUUACUGCUUUUGGACAAAAACAACGGCCUUCUAGAUUCUUCAUGACCCCUCCUCGAUUACACUACACACCUUCUCUCCAGUCUCCAAUUACAGACAGUGAUCCUCUAUUAGGACAAUCCUCUUGGAAAAACAAAAUUUCAGGCUCAGAUAGCGAAACACUAGGUGGUUUUCCAGUAGAAUUUCUUAUCCAAGUGACCAGGUUAUCAAAAAUCCUUAUGAUUAAGAAGGAGCACAUCAAGCAGUUAAGGGAGAUGAACACAGAAGCAGAAAAACUGAAAUCCUAUUCUAUGCCAAUCAGUAUUGAGUUUCAGAGAAGAUAUGCAACUAUUGUUCUAGAUCUGGAACAACUGAAUAAGGACCUAAACAAAGUUUUGCAUAAGGUUCAGCAGUACUGUUAUGAGCUUGCUCCAGACCAAGGCCUCCAGCCUGCAGACCAGCCAACAGAUCUGAGGCGCCGAUGUGAAGAAGAAGCUCAGGAGAUAGUUAGACAAGCAAAUGCAUCAACAACAGGACAUCUUUGUGUGGAAAAUGAAAACCUGACAGAUCUGAUCUCUAGACUUACAGCAAUAUUACUGCAGAUUAAGUGUCUAGCAGAAGGAGGUGACCUGAAUUCCUUUGAAUUUAAAUCACUAACAGAUUCAUUAAAUGACAUCAAGAAUUCAAUAGAUUCUUCUAAUAUCAGUUGUUUUCAGAAUAAUGUUGAGAUCCAUGUUGCACACAUUCAGAGUGGCCUGAGCCAGAUGGGAAAUUUACAUGCCUUUGCAGCCAAUAACACCAACAGAGACUGAAAAAGCUGUCUAUUUCAAGUGUAUAGCAUGUAAUUCUGUGAAAUCCUCUUCCUUUACAUAGGCUUCACCAAAUGUCCUAACUUUGGGAGGAUAAGGGAAAAGAAAACCUCUAAAAAGGCCAUUUUAGGUAAACUGUACUGCUUCUUAAGAAAUCAGCAUUACUGGCCUGCGUACAUUAGAUUUUUGCCAUUUGUUAUAUACAUACAGUAGUUUUACUAAGAGCUAACUUCUAUUAGUAACUACAUUUUUUAUUUUAAACUGAAAGUAUAUGCAUAUGCUUUCAUACAAUUUCAACUAAGAAUAUAUCAACUUUAUUUUUUAAAGUUUGGGUAAAUUCUGCCCAACUCAUGCAGAUGACUUUACUGAUGUGUUGAAGACAAUGAAGAGGAAAUGGUACAAAUCAGUGGCUGUCUGGCAGUCCUUUGUUCUUGAAAGCUACAGUUCUAGUAUCUGUGAGUCACCAUCUCAGACUUUAGUCUACGGUGUGGUGAAGCAGUAUGUGUAUUCCUGACCUUAUGAAACAGCAGCAGAAUAUGGACAGAAAAUAAAUGAGAGUGAAUAGAUAUUGUACACUUGGAUACUGGCUGCUCUAUAAAUCAGUUAAUAUCUUUUUGGAAUGUUUAAUUUAUCAUAACUUAUAUAAGGAGUCUAAUGAAGGAAUAGAAAAACAUAACUGCUAAAUUCCCAGGAACAUAUGUGCUAUGGCUUUUUCCCUUUAUACAGGGCAAAAGGUCCUGUAAUUGAUAUUUUAUACAAAUGACUGAUAACAUAUUGGUUUUCCAUUUUUAUUGUUUGCACAACUUUCAACUUAGAUAACUGGUUAUUCAACCAUUCCCAACAUAUAUAAAUAAAAAGAUUUUGAUAACAAAUGAGAUAACCAGUGUUGUGAACUGUUUUUAAAAAAUGCCUCCAAGUGUAUUCUGGAAUGUUAAUCUUGUAAAAAAGUGGUUAUUGGAUUGUUUGUUUAAUAGUCUUGUAAAGCUUCAGUGUAAUAAAUUGUUUCCGGAUUUGAAUGUUCAGAGAUAGCGGUAGAGAUGUUUUGAUUCUUUUGGAUGCCUCAUGAAAUGAGGUCUUUUAUAUGUUAAUGUAUAAAGAGAAUGUAAACAUUAUUUUCAAUUUUGGAAUUUUGUAUAGUUUAAAAAAAUGCUUCUGUAUUGUGAUGGUAUUGUGCCACUGCAAAACUUUAGUGCAGAGUUUAUAUUUAGCUAAAUUUGUUCUGUUAAUUAAGAAAUCCACAAAUCUUUUAUUCUCAAUUACAUUUCUAAUUCUGAAUAAAUUGACCUAUGAGAGUUGAUAUAUUUUACAAAAAUGCAAACUUCUUGCACAUAAAGGUAGGUCUAAUUUCAUUUGAACAGAAAAAAUGUUGAUAAUUUAAUUUACAAAAAUGCAGCAUUUUGUUUGCUUGGCAAUGUGAGUGUUUUAGGAGAGAUUUUAAAAACUACAAGGGAAAUUACAGAGGAGUACUAAGUGGUAAUCCCAAUGAAUUGCACAUGAAAAUCUACAUAUCUAAACCUAAAUUUCUCAUUUUGUGAGGAUUUACCCUAGAAUAUUUUUAUAUGCUUUCCCUUUCCCCCCUACUUCUCUGUUACUUUGUGGUGUUAUCUUCCAUCUGGUAAAGUGUCCUCUGCCAGAACCAAUCAGCCACAUUCUUCGAAUUAACAGUAGGGUUAACCACAAAGUGCUCAGUCUUUCCCACUGCAUCAAGGUACUUACUGACUGAUGUCAGUGGGACUACUUGCAUGUUUGGAUGAGGACUUUAGUAUACUAAAUAUCAGGCUGCCAAAUAGGCAAUGUCUACAUAAUAUAGAUGCUCUUAUCAAAUAUAAAGAGAGACAUAUUUUCAUCACAAUACCACAAUCUUAUCUCUGAGUGAUGAUAGCAUUGUUUUUAUAUAUUAUCUUGAUUUUGAUGUCUAAAUAUGUUCUUUCAAAGAAUACAGAAAAUAUCAAUUGAAAGUUGUUGGGUUUUUUUGUUGAAUUACCUAUAAUUGCUGUGGGAUGGAGUAAUAUAUUUAUUGUAAUAGGAAAAACUGUAUAAUAUCGAUUUUUAUGGUAAAACUAUGCAUGUGCACUUGUA